This is a messenger RNA of Sinocyclocheilus grahami, 702 nucleotides long. RefSeq names its product cilia and flagella associated protein 107 (gene cfap107). Lineage: Eukaryota; Metazoa; Chordata; Actinopteri; Cypriniformes; Cyprinidae. The record is from RefSeq and is a predicted model, not a curated record. Gene Ontology annotation, biological process: flagellated sperm motility. The transcript has 4 exons. The coding region runs from base 1 to 594 and encodes 197 amino acids. Gene Ontology annotation, cellular component: axonemal microtubule.
AUGAUAGUCAGCAACCGAAAAGAUACUAGUGCCCAGACUGCAUCAACAUCAAGACACCUUUCACUCGGGACGGCGAACAGCAGCUACAGUAUGGACUACAUGCCCCACAUGUCACACAGGCCCGAUGCUGUCAUGUGCCAAAGGGCUUUUCGCAGAUCAGAGGGUCUUCCCUUAAGGCAGUUAUUUUCUCAUCAUGACGUCCCCUCCUCCCACUGCCUGGUGUCACAGUAUGAUGAGUCAUACGGGCGGCAGGCCUCCUCCUCUCUGCCCACACUGCACUCCUGGAACUCUUUCAAACUGGCCAGGGUCCCAGAGAGGUCAGAUCACCCAAUCCAAGGCCCCCCUACUAAUGUUGGCUUGGCGGCUUCUUGGCGGGCUCGCAUGGAGCAACAGCGGGCAGUUGUGCCCACACUAAGCGAGUAUAGGGCUUCAUACCCUCUGCACCCCAUCAGUGCCUUCUGUUAUUCUCACCACGUCAGCAUGCCCAAGCGCUUCUCCAGCAGUCAGCUCCCUGCCAACCUCAGCAACGAGGACCUGGCACUGAAACACAAACCCUGCAGGCAGGUCUCCAGUAAUCCAGCCAGCCUGCUGUGACCCUUACCCCACCUUCAGCCCUCCAGUACCACACAGACUGGCCUCAACCUGGGUAGAGGGCUCGGAGUAGCUUAUUUUAUUGAUUAAUGGCAUCUAAAACCAAAUAAG